Messenger RNA from Pyricularia grisea, 708 nucleotides. RefSeq lists its product as uncharacterized. Gene Ontology annotation, biological process: protein homooligomerization. Gene Ontology annotation, molecular function: protein binding. NCBI's taxonomy places the organism in Eukaryota, Fungi, Ascomycota, Sordariomycetes, Magnaporthales, Pyriculariaceae. The record is from RefSeq and is a predicted model, not a curated record. Bases 1 to 708 code for a protein of 235 amino acids. The transcript has a single exon.
AUGGAUGACUAUCUUUCCAACUUUGGUGCUGACCUCCUAGCCAUGGAAGAGAAUGAACGCCACAGAAAUGACAUCGUCCAAAUCCAAGUGGGCGAGCGCCUAUUCAUCACGACACGGGGAACUCUUACGUCGGGAAGCGACUACUUCCAGAAACAUUUUGCCGAUCCCAACCUAACGAACAAGAGACUUUUCCUCGAUUUGGACCCGGACGUGUUCCAGUACGUCCUGCGCUACCUCCGACACGGCACCAUGCCGCUGUUUUACGACCGGACCAAAGGCCACGACUUUGCACACUACCGGACACUCGCAGACGUGGCGCAAAAGCUGGGCGUCGCGAGGCUCUCCAGCUGGUGCAUGGAGGCGAGGUUCACCGACGCGCUGCGGAUACAACGGUCCGUCGAGGUGCACCGCGACGUUGAGCCCGAGGACGUGGCUCUGCUGGCGGGCGGCGAGACGAGAGCCGGGCUCGGCAAGACGAUUCUGCAUCCCCGGUGGUUGGUCAAGAGGGUGUGGGUUUGCCCGUCGGCGAUCCUUGGCCAUGCCGAAGACCCUGCCGUCUGCCGCGAGCAGUGCCCCGGCCUGUCGGUCGAGGGGGAUCGGUGGCGUGAGAGGGUGGUUCUAGAUGUGCUGGUCAUCAAGAAGGCGCUCGUGCUCAACAGGUGCUGGUGGGGGAUGCUGGGAGAUAAGGGACACUCGAAUGGUGUCUAG